Messenger RNA from Elaeis guineensis (African oil palm), 2160 nucleotides. Lineage: Eukaryota; Viridiplantae; Streptophyta; Magnoliopsida; Arecales; Arecaceae. The record is from RefSeq and is a predicted model, not a curated record.
CCAGUCCCCUCUUUUCCUCCCCAGAGAGAGACCUCCACCCAAAAGCCAUAACCCGCCACCACCUUCGGUGAGACUGAGUGAUUCCCACUCCUCUUCCAAGGAAAAGCCCCAAAGGUUUGCUCUCUAAACUCUUAAUCACUUCUCUUUUUCGCUCUCUCUUUUUGAUCUUCUCUCUGAAUCCCUUUCUGUAAUCUUCUGUGUUCUUCAAAGGAAGGAAAAAAAUCCAGUUUUGAGGUCCUUUUUUUGGUUUUUGGACAGAAAAAAGGAAGGCUUAGAGGGUUUUUUAUUUUUAACUAGGGAGCCAGAGGAUUCAGAACAGAGAUCCAGAGCUUUUUUUUCUUCUGGAUUUCAUCCUCAAUUUUUCUUUUUCUUUUUUGUUUUUCCGAGUCUUCCCUCUUUAAUCAGCCAAAGGGUUGUUUUCUAUACCCUUGUGGUUGUUUUCUCUCUGUUUUUAGAUCAAAAGAGGCAAACUUUUUACUCAAAACCUCUUUUUUAGGUGUUUUCUCCGAGGACCCAGUCUCCUGUUCUUUGGUUUUGUUUAAGAACCAGGUGGGUCUCAGCUUAAAGAUCCAAUCUUUCCUUUGAUUUUCUCACUUAUCCUCUUCUUUUUCUCUUAAAAAUCCUAUCUUUCUUUCUCUCUCUCUGUUUUAGCUUCAAAGUGUCAUUUUCCCUUUUUUCUAGCUUAGAUUUCAUGGCUACAGUUAUAGAUUUGUACAAUAGCCAUCAAGUACUAUCUUCAGAUCCCUUCAGUGAGGAGCUCAUGAAAGCAUUUGAACCUUUUAUCAGAUGUGCUUCCACCUCCUCCUCCUCUCCCUCCCCUUCUUCUACCUUCACCCCUGAGACCACCCCCUCUUCCUAUUCCUCCUCCUCCUCCUCCUCCUCUCCCUCCCNCUCCUCCUCUCCCUCCCCCUCUUUCUCCACCCCCUCCCCCUCCCUCUCCUCUUCUUCCUAUCCCUUCAGCCCCCUUGUCCCCACUCCCUCACCCUCCCCUCCCCCUCAAAAUCCCAUCUUGGACUGCUCCUCCUCAGGCUUUCUUGCCGCCGGCAGUCCCGGCCCGAUUGGUCUGAACCACCUUACUCCCGUCCAGAUUCAGCAAAUCCAAGCUCAAAUCCAACUCCAGCAGCAGCAGAACCUCCUCGCCGCCCGGCAACUGUCGCAGGGCCGCGCCGCGCCGAGCUUCCUCGGCCCCCGGGCCCAGCCCAUGAAGCACGCCGGCUCGCCUCCCCCGCCGCGCCCCGCCAAGCUCUACCGCGGCGUCCGGCAGCGCCACUGGGGGAAGUGGGUCGCCGAGAUCCGGCUCCCCAAGAACCGGACCCGCCUCUGGCUCGGCACCUUCGACACCGCCGAGGAGGCGGCCUUCGCCUACGACAAGGCCGCCUUCCGGCUCCGCGGCGACUUCGCCAGGCUCAAUUUCCCGCACCUCCGCGACGAGAUCGCCCGCGCCGCUGACGGCCCCCUCCACUCCUCCGUCGACGCCAAGCUCCAGGCCAUCUGCCAGACCCUCGCCAAUUCUCCGAAACAGGGCGCCCUUCAGCCCAUUCCGGAUGCCGCUGCCGAUGCCGGCCGGCGACCGAAUGCGGCGACGAGCGUUUUGGGCUCGGAGGACUUCAACAAGUCCGAGAGCUCGUCGGAGGGCGGCGAUGACUGCUCAUCCGGCUCGUCUCCGGCGUCGGAGAUGCAGCAUUUGGACUUUACGGAGGUGCCGUGGGAUGAAUCGGAGAGCUUCGUGCUGCGGAAAUAUCCCUCUUGGGAGAUCGACUGGGAUUCCAUCCUCGCCUAAUUUCGCUACUUAGCAUAGCUUGCAGUAUGUUGUUGUACUUAGUAUAGCUUGCAGUAUGUUGUUGUCUUUGUAGUUUUCGGUUUGGUGAUUGGUGUCUCCGGUGGUUGCGGCAAAUGGGUUUUUUGACAUUUGCUGAUCUGCUGUAGAGAUUUAAGGUAGGAAGGCUUGUGUUAUUAGUGUUUAGGGGUUUGGGGUUUUGGAUUUGUAUGUUUUAUGUGGUACUAAACCUGCUGGUUUGCUGGCUUUUUUCUUGGCAACACCAGUGGGGGAGAAUGUUAUGUUGUAAUACUCUAAUCGUAGUUGUUGUGGAGCAUUUGUAAUUAUUUCCAUGUAUUGGAAUGUGGAUGUGCUUUCUAGUGUGUAUUUAUGGUGUAUAUUAA